GGAAGGUAGAGGGUUUGUGUUCGUGCGCCGUCGGCGGAAAACGGUUGAAACGAUGGAAGCGGGAAAGUGUGAAUAUUAAACAGAGCGAAUAAGGGAGAGUGUGUGUUAGUGAGAUAGAGAAACACAGGGGCAGUGUUACACAGAGCCGGGUCACGGCCGGAGAGCGGGUCCGAGGAGCCAUGGCCGCCUCAGGGCCCGGUAUCUGGCGGAAGGAGCGACUGUGGAGCGGGUUGUUGGCGCUGGGCUUCAGCCCGUCCGGGGAUGAGGGCCGCCCGGGGGCACGCGGCGCCGGGGGAAAGCGUGUCGUGUUCAGCCGGGAUAUGUUUGACAAACCAAACAUGGAAGCAUUUCAAGUUGUCAUGCAUUUCUUGUUCUUACAAUUGGACCAAAAUCGGGCCAACUCUCUCUUCAGGGAUUGUUGGCCUAUUUAUGAUAAGAAAAGUGCUGCAUCCUUUAGGAAAAUGUGCUUUGAGUGGAUGAAGAAAAUUGCAGAAGAAGUUGGAAAUGAUUUUCCUCAAGUCACAGCAUCAUUACUUCUGUCUCCUGGAGGCCCUAAAUUUAGUAACUUAAUAUACCAUUUUAUAAAAUAUGUGCUCAUGUGCAAGUUUCAUGAAGCUGCAAACGACAGCACUUGGAAAACCAUGACAUUCAAAGGAAAACAAGAUUCCCAUUUAUCGGCAAUGAAAAGUUGUAUUGCAGCCAACCAGUUUUUGGAAGGAAUUCAGAGAGAAGCUUUUGUUGUUGGAGAGUACAAGAGAAGAGAAGAGUUAAUGGUUAAAGAAAAUUCAUUUCUGAAGAAACAGAAUGCAGAAAUGAAGAGUCAUCUGGAAAAGGCUACUUAUGGCUUUGCAGAAGCACGUAAUCAGAAACAAGAGGAGGUCCGUGAAAUGUGGAAUAUUGUAACAGACAUAUUGUCUGAAUUAGAAGAAGAAAAGGAAGUAAUUGAUUCGUUAUUGGAGGGGCGAGUGGAUCUGUACACACUUGAUGGAACAGAUGUCACAUUAAAAGUACCUAGACAACUCCUAAUUAAAAUUGAAGAUGAAGCCGACCAAAUUGGUGACUUGUACAAAGCUGGUAAACUGAAUCUUGCAGCAAUAAUCCAGCUAUGCAAUUCAUGUCUCGGUCUUCAUGAAGAUCAGCGUAACCAAGUGGGCCCAGCAGAACUCAAACAACAUCAUCUUACUUUGGAAAAAUCCGCAGAGUUCCUGAAAACCGAAUUCAUUGCAAUGAAGGAGAAAAGCCAGAAGAUAACACAAGAAAUUUUGCCAUCAGUGCAAGCUUCGAUAGUUAAAAUGGAUACUGCAUGGGAUAAGAAAUGGGAACAGUACUCCAAUAGAACUGGUUAUUCCCCAAUGAGGAGAAAAUAUCCUGUCCUUGAUCUUUUCCCAAAUAUGCCGCCAUUGUCUUUUGAACCAUCUUCAGAAGAAGCUUACAAAAGUAGUAUAUUUUAUACACACUUUGCUACACUUCCAGGGCUUGAAGAGUCAUGUGCAAGAAGUUCCAAAAAAGGUGAUAGUGGUAUAGAAAGUCUUACAAGAAGUUUUAACGACCUAAGCACAUCAAAGUUGCAAUGUUCUGGAAGGUUCAGCAUUCCGUUUAGAGAUCCAACUGAGGGAACUCACUUUACAUCUCUUGGAGAGGAAUCUGUUGAAAUCUCUUGGAAUAAAAGACAAUGUCUUGAAAGAAAGUCACAGAAUUCCUAUGCAAAUGCAAUGGAAAAACAGCAACAUACUAAAACUCCAAGUUCGUCACAUCUGACUAAACCUAAAAAUCUCUCUAAGAAAACAGAAGAGCCACUUGAGAAUGCUGUUGAUCAGUUGGCAGAAGACGUAGCAGAUACAGUCACCAAGGAUUCACUUGGGUUAGCUGAAAAGACAAAUGUCAUCCUUGAUGACCUAUUUGUCUCACCAAGAAAUCCUUUCACUGUACAAACAGAACUGCCAAGGACACCUGAAAGUUUGAAUAAGCUUUCUGCUAAUGGUCUUCGGUUUGUAGCAGAUACUGUCACUAAAGAAUCAUCUGUAUUAUGUGCAAAGGAAGAUGUUGCCCCUGAUGACUCAUGUAUCACGUCGAAAAAUCCUUUCACUGUACGAACAGAACUUCCAAGGACACCUGAAAACCUAAUUACAGACAUCAGGAACUCCUGGAGAUGUGCAGUUCAGGAAUCUGAACUUGAAUUAAAGAAACAUCAGGAAGAGUCUGUUUCGAUACAUCCAAAACAUGGAAAUCCUGCAAAUGGCCAAGUUCUGUUGGAGGCUGAAGGAUCUGCAUCUGCUGCAAGUGAAAAUCAAACAGGAUCUAAUGAGAAUACACUCAAAAGCAUUACUCCUCUGCCUUGUUCCAAGCAGAGCAAUUGGGAGGAAUCCAAAAUCGAUUGCUCAAAUGUUGGAUCAGAGAAUGAGCCACACCACUCCAGUAAUAAAGUUGCAGGUAGUGAUGCAGCUGAUACAUUGAUUCAUAAAAAUCAAUGUCCUCAUGAUUCCCAAAGUUUGGGUGAGGAUUGUGCCUUCACUUCUAAAACAAGUGCCACGAGCAAUGCAACUAUAACAAAUGAGACUGUUUCUGAUCACCUCCUACAAUUCUUGGCACUUGACAGGUUAAGUUCCAAGUCUCCAAUUAAGAAGGAAAAACUAUCAAAAAGUUUUGUAAUGGAAAUGUGUAAAUAUGAUACAAAUUCUGAAAAUGUUGGGUCCUUUUCAUCCUCUGAGUGUGACUUAGACCGGACAGUACCUUGGAAUGGAUCACAAAAUUUUGAUUCUGAUCUCUCCACCUCAACAAAGCUGAGGUUUGGAAUUUUGCAGGAGACUAUUCCUGAUGUGCUCGAUGAUGAAAGUUUGAACAGUUCCAGAAAUAUGGAGGUUGGUCAGCUGGAUGACUACCAUUUGGACAUAAAGAAUUUGCGCAGUAGAUUUGAGCGAGUGUGUAAAGGUUUAGCCACCACAGUGUAUGAUGGAAGUGAAGAAAAAUGUUCAGUUGAACAUACGGAGACUUCUGAUUUCCAUAGUAACGGCAAUACUAAAAACGAUUAUAAGGCAGAACAUGACAGUGAAAUUGAUUCUAUCGAUGAUGAAACUGGUUCAGAUAAACUCUUUUCCUUAGAAACAGAAUUUUUGAAAGAUCUUUCACUAGUGUCUUUGGAAUUUCCUCCUUCAUUGGGAGGCUCUCUUUUGAAUGACCCAGUGGUUGAAGAUGACGUCCUUGGUUUUUCCGAGCACAGUUUUUCCAAGAAUGACCAAUCUCUAAGUGCUAUUGAUUGUGAAAAAUCCUGUACCAGCGUGGGACAAUAAGUAAACUUCUGGCAGGGCCUGAGUAUUUCAAUAAGAACUUAGGAAAUAGCUGAAGAAACAUAGGAGUUCCUCAAGCCCAGUAUGUCAUCCUGUAUUUUCAUCUUCUGCCUCCUUGCCACUUGUCUGCCUUCCAAUUCCUUUACUUGAGAUCUGAAGUCUUGAUCUAUUUCAGCCUUUAAUACAUACAAUGAUAGAGCAUCCCCAGUCCUCUGCAGAUAGUUCCAUAGAUUCACAAUCUUUUAAUUGAAGAAAUUUCUCCUAAUCUCCGUUUCAAAUGAUCAAUCCCCUUGAUCUGAGAUUGUACGCCUCUUUCUAGGUUCCCCAGCCAGUGGAAACUACGAAGAAACUAACAAAGCCUAUGCUAUAUACCCCUUCAGGAAUUAUUUUGCACUUGCAUUGCCUCUCAUUCCAAACCUGGGGAUUGUGUACAAUCUAUUUACUUGGCUAUUCAGUCCUUUAAUUGCAGGGACCAAUCUAAUGAAUCUUUGGCUGUACUCUUCAUAGUUUCGUUAAAUAUGGAGACCCAAAGAUGUACAAGUAGUUUAGAUGUCUCACUAAAACCCUGUGCAGCUGUAGUGAGAUACCAGCAUUUUCUUGAUGACUGAUGUCAGGUCGGCUGGUCUGUCAUUUCCUGAUUUCUCUGCUCCCUCUUUUUUUUUGAAUAGUAAGUGUACAUUUACUACCAUCCAAUCCACUGGAACCUUUCCAAAACCCCUGCGAUUUCAGGAAAUCUUAACCAGUGUAUGUUGUAUCAUUGCAGCUACCUGAGUGCAAACUGACCUAGAGUGUUUGGAUGAAAGGGAAAUAGCAUUGGAUGGCCCAAAUGCCCUACUGUUGUUUCUUUUAUUUUUUUAAUGGGUGGCGCAGUAUUACUUUUUAUAUCUGCCUUGAUUCUAGUUAAGAAUAAUGAAAUGUGUCCAUCCAAAAUUACAUUUUAAGGUCCCCUUCCCUCCAGUUUCAAGUAUGAGUAUAGGAAGACUUGUCGUUUUUAGUAUUUGUUCGUAAUCUUUAAAAUAUCACACUGGAUUGAAACUUUCAAAUUAGUAGUUUGGCAUUCAGGCUAUAGGAGCAUAGAUCGAGAUUGCUCCUAUCUAAUUGAAACCCAACCUCUAGCUUGCAUGGAAAUGCUGAACACUGACAUUGUAUGAAAGUUGAAAAUAUACCCAUGGUGAUAACAUCCUUCACAUUGGAGGUGAAUUUUAAAGAACGUAAACAUCUUACAACCGGAUCACUUUCUUGGUCACCAUUUCUUCCAGAUUUUGUGUGACUUGACUUUUGUACUUGUAAUUAAUAAAUAAAGCAUUUUAUAGCUAAUGAAGUAAAA
Molecule: messenger RNA, 4611 nt
Organism: Chiloscyllium plagiosum (whitespotted bambooshark)
Lineage: Eukaryota; Metazoa; Chordata; Chondrichthyes; Orectolobiformes; Hemiscylliidae
Gene: haus6
Product: HAUS augmin-like complex, subunit 6
Biological process (GO): spindle assembly
Cellular component (GO): HAUS complex; mitotic spindle microtubule
Molecular function (GO): microtubule binding
Source: RefSeq, a predicted model, not a curated record